GAUUCAUGCACUUGAGACUCUAAACCCAUCCCCACUGUGCUUUAUUUUCAUUCAGAAUAUACUCUUGGUUAAUACCAAAAUGGCUAAGCUAUUUUGUGCUUCUCCCAUUUUCGUUGCUGCUUUCGUCUUGCUGUUGAUUACUGUAUCCGUUUCCUCUGUUCGGGAUCGUGCACAGACUGCCAAUUCAUAUAACGGAGAUGCAGUUUUGGAUCUUGCAAUGACCACCGAUUUAGGCGAUGGAAACGCGGUUUGCUAUUUUGACGGUGGAUAUAUCGGAGUGGUAAAAGUGGCAACAAGCAAAAUAUCUUGCCCAAGGUGUAAGAGGAACUGUCUGGGGCAGUGUGGAAGAAGCAAAUACACGACCGUACACAGCCAGUGCGAUACUAUAGCCUCAGCCACAUUACAGUGCUACUGUUGUUGCAGUAACGUACAGAAGCUUUCCUUCAAUCCAUCGGAUCACUAAAUUAAUCCAACAUGGUCCUAGUAGUACUUGGAAGUGGCCGGCGUGAGGAGAGUAUAUCUAUGUUUUUUUUUGUUCUCCUUUUGAAGCAGUACAUCCAUGAUGUUUCACUCCUAUUUCGAACAAAAAUCAAUAAAAAGUUUCACUAGUAUUUAAGUACUUUUUUCUCAAAUAA
Molecule: messenger RNA, 635 nt
Organism: Papaver somniferum (opium poppy)
Lineage: Eukaryota; Viridiplantae; Streptophyta; Magnoliopsida; Ranunculales; Papaveraceae
Exons: 2
Coding region: 80-463 (127 amino acids)
Source: RefSeq, a predicted model, not a curated record